This is a messenger RNA of Candidozyma duobushaemuli, 810 nucleotides long. RefSeq names its product proteasome core particle subunit beta 2 (gene PUP1). Bases 1 to 810 code for a protein of 269 amino acids. The record is from RefSeq and is a predicted model, not a curated record. The transcript has a single exon. Lineage: Eukaryota; Fungi; Ascomycota; Pichiomycetes; Serinales; Metschnikowiaceae. Gene Ontology annotation, molecular function: threonine-type endopeptidase activity. Gene Ontology annotation, cellular component: proteasome core complex.
AUGCCUGGCUUAAGUUUUGACAACUACCAGAGAAAUCAAUUUCUCUCAGCCAAUGGCUAUGCAGCACCCAAGGCCACCUCGACAGGUACCACCAUUGUGGGAGCCAAGUUCAAAGGAGGAGUAGUGAUUGCAGCUGAUACCAGAGCUACUACCGGCAGCAUAGUCGCCGACAAGAACUGUGAAAAGUUGCACAGAUUAGCUCCAAGAAUUUGGUGUGCUGGUGCCGGUACUGCUGCUGACACUGAGAUGGUUACCCAGUUGAUUGCGCUGAACUUGGAGUUGCACGCCAUGUGGCAGUCUCGCCAACCUCGUGUGAUCACUGCAUUGACGUUGUUGAAGCAACACUUGUUCAAGUAUCAAGGUCAUUUGGGAGCUUACUUGAUUGUCGCUGGCUCUGACCCCACUGGUUCCCAUUUGAUGUCGGUGCAAGCACACGGCUCAACCGACGUGGGCGAGUACCUUUCGCUCGGAUCCGGUUCCUUGGCCGCUAUGGCCGUUUUAGAGACAAACUGGACGCCAGAUAUGACUAGAGAAGAGGCGGUGAAGUUAUGUGCUGACGCCAUUGAGGCAGGUAUUUGGAACGACUUGGGUUCCGGUUCCAACGUGGACGUCUGCGUCAUGGAAACGGGCAAGGAUGCCCAGCUAUACAGAAACUACUUGACGCCUAAUGUUAGAGGUGCCAAGACACAGUCUUACAAGUUUCCUCGUGGUACCACGGCAGUUCUCAGAGAGAGCAUACGCGAUUUUGUCGAUGUCGAGGAGACUGUGGUUGAGUUGGGACGUCUGGACGCCAUGGAGGUGGAUGCAUAA